This is a messenger RNA of Penaeus vannamei (Pacific white shrimp), 4754 nucleotides long. RefSeq names its product serine-rich adhesin for platelets. The record is from RefSeq and is a predicted model, not a curated record. Lineage: Eukaryota; Metazoa; Arthropoda; Malacostraca; Decapoda; Penaeidae.
AAUCUUACAAAGGAAUUCUAAAUUUAAAUUCCGGCGUUAUAGUUAACUCACAGAAGAAUCCAAUUAUAAAGACACAUAUACUAGAAUAUCAGCAUACAAGAGACAAUAAUCUGUAACGUAUAUAAAGUAUACUAAACAUAGACUUUUUACCGACACAGUUCAAACGAAAACACACAAACAAUCAGUGAGUACAAAUUCCUUCAACAAAUUGCAAAUUACAAAAAAUGCACCAAUAAGCAAGUGUUAUACAUCGAGAAGAUACCAGAGAGUUGUGACAGUGUGAAGCAAAGUGAUCAUCCAAGACCAGAUGUAGAGAAAAACUAAUGCAGUAAAGGAGGUAAAUCCCCCAUACAGAAUACAAUUGCAUAGCCAAAUAAUGUAAUUUGAGAAGCAAAACUGGUCUCUCAGAAUGGAUGAUCCCAUGUGCGGUAUCCCUCACAGUAGAGAUGACAGUAAUGAGGGUCAAAUGGAAGCUGCUGUUGAAGAACUUGGCAGCAUGUUUGGACAUCAGGUUACAAGGGAGGAGAUGAUGGAGAUGCUGCAUGCAAACAAUAAUGACCUGAAUUCGUCCAUUAGUGCUCUUAUUCAAAGGGGAUACAGACAGUUACCCGACAGAAGAUAUGAAAGUAGACAAGGUGAUUAUAUUGGUAUUCAGUAUGACUUGCCAGAUGCUUAUUGCUAUGAAUCAGCACUUGUAUUUGGGAAGUGCACUUGUGAACGCUUGCCAGUGAAGCGCCUGAUCAAGGAGUGGCACAUCGAAAUUGUGAAGAAGCGUGGAACAGACAAGCGAAAGCAGAAUGUGGUGCUGAGUGAUGCACGCCCCCGAAAUGUGAGUCAGUGCAGUGCCGACUCAGCUGUCACAAACAGCAUGGAUAGUCAUGAUAUAGGGGAGUCAAGCCAAGAUCUGAGUGAGGAUAGUCAAGAUAUCAUAACAGAUUACUGUGACAUGGAAAUGGAAAGUGAUUACGAAAACACAUCUAGUACAAGUGCUCCUAGACAACAGACUUCAGGUAACUCGGGGGACUGUCCUCAGGAGGAUGUAUUGCCAUUAGAGAUUCCUCCACUUAUAUUGAAGGCGAACAGUACAACAGAUUUUAAGUGUGUUGCAGAUAAACCUGUCUCUUCGAGCAGGGGCGUCCCAAUCCCCAAGCUACCAAAAGAAAGAGAAAGAGAAUACAAUUUCUCCAUUCCUCCAGUAAGCUCGUGUUCUGCUGUGUAUUCAGGUCCUAGUUUGGCCUUCCUUGUUCAAUCAAAGAGAGAAACCCCGAGCCCCAGCUUUUUACCGCAACCUUUACCAAGCCAUGAAAGUACUGGCCAUAGUUUGUCAAAUUUAGCUCAGUCAUACCUUGAAAAUGCUACAACAGAUUCUAAGUGUAUUGUAGAUAAACCUGUGUUUUCGAGUAGUAACAUCCCAAUCCCCAAGCUUCCAAAAGAAAAAGAAAGAGAAUACAAUUUCUCCAUUCCUCCAGUAAGCUCGUGUUCUGCUGUGUAUUCUGGUCCUAGUUUGGCCUUCCUUAUUCAGUCAAAGGAAGAAACCCCGAGCCCUAGCUUUUUACCCCAACCUUUGCCAAGCCAUGAAAGUACUGGCCCUAGUUUGUCAACUUUAGCUCAGUCAUACCUUGAAAAUACUAUUCCGGGUUUGUCAUCUCUUGCUCAGUCCCACCAGAAAAGCACUGAUCCUGGUCAGUCAUUACAGGCUCAUUCUCAUUUAGGACAGUCUGGUCACAGUUUACCUACAGUAUUGCCAUCAGCUUUGAAAAAUAGUGGGCCUAGUCUCUCGAGCUUAGUAGAGUCCAACCUAGGAAGCACUGGGCCUAGUUUGUCAAGCCUAGCAGAGUCCAAUCUGGGAGAUCUUGGUCCCAGUCUUAAUAGCCUUACCAGCCAAGAAAGCAUUAGGCCAAGUCUUCCAAGCUUUGCUCAGUCUAGCCAAAUAAGCAGUGGGCCUAGUCUUGCUAGUCUAGCUCAGUCAAAUUUAGGAGACUCUGGGCCUAGUAAUUCAAGCCUUGCUCAGUCAAGUCAAGCAAGUGUUGGGCCUAGUCUUGCUAGCCUAGCACAAUCUAACUUAGGAAACACUGGGACUAGUCUUUCAAGCUUGGCACUUUCAAAUUUAGAAGGCAAUGGGCCCAUCAUGUCCAACUUGGCACAGUCUAGCCUAGAGAAUAAUGGGCCAAGUCUUGAUAGCCUAGCACAGUAUAAUGUAAGAGACAGUGGUCCUAGUCUUUCAAGCCUAGCACAGUCCAACCUAGAAAGCAGCAUCCCAGGUCUUUCAAGCCUUGCUCAGUCCAACCAAACAAGUAGUGGGCCUAGUCUUGCAAGCCUAGCACAGUGUAACUUGGGAGACACUACAUACCCCCAGUUGAAGACUAUAGGAGACAGUGUUUCAAAGCCUCUUGAUUUCAAAAUACCAUUACUUAUAGGAUCUCCAAAGUCGGAUAAUCAAUUUUGUGGCAGUGGUGUUAUAACAACACACCAAUUUCUCAACAAAAAUGGAACAGGCAAAAUGCUCCAUAACAAUUCUGAAGAGAGUGCUCCUGGAGUGCCAAUAGAUUUGAGGGAUGCACUGAGUACAAGAUUACUCUCAGGGAAAAAUGAGAUUGACUUACCAUCUUUAGCCAGUCUGAAAGUUUCCUGUGAAGAACCUUUGAUGCAUCAUUCAUCACCUCGUCAGUCUUUUUCUUCUCAAAGCAAUAUAGCUCUACAAGAUUUUCCUUCAAGUCCUCAUUUGCCUCUAGGGCUGAAGACACCACCAGGACUGAGUAUUCCUCCAGGUUUAAAUCAUCCACCAGGUCUAAGAGUACCACCAGGUUUAAAAGCACCACCAGGACUGAGUCUCCCUCCAGGUUUAAAUCCUCCACCAGGUCUAAAAGCAUGUCCAGGGCAAAAUUUGCCUUCAGAGCUUAACUUAUUCCCAGGUUUGAAUGUGCUGCCAGCUCCAAAUCUUGACCUAGCACAUGGUUUAAAGACUCCUCAAAGACUGGAAGUAGAACCAUUACCCAAAGCACUAAGUGAUUCAAGAGGCAGUCAGAUUAUGGAAGCUGAAAAUGCCCAAAGUGAACCAGAGUUACUAAAAAUACAAGAUGAGGAAGACAUAACUGAGGAGAUUGAUUUACAGGCUGCUCUUGUUAAACAUCCUGAGAAGAAAGCAGAAAUUGAUACUGACAUUGAAGAAUCUUACAGUGUUUUCAUUGAUCCUGUGAAAAUUAAGUGUGAUACAUCCCUAUUCAAAACCUCCCCAUCACCAUUUGGAGAGGUGAUGAUCAGAAAGCCUCGACUAUGUACAGUGAAAAGACUAGCUGAAAAAAACUUUUCUGUUCCCUUUGAAAUUUUCAAGUUUGAUACCCCAUCCCCUGAUGAACUUGUACGUAAGGCAUUGGAAGAUCAUAAAAACCCUGACUGGUAUAGAUUAGUUACAAGGGAAAGACAGAGUAGGAGAUAAAAGUGUUUUACAUGUAGAUAUUAAUGGCCACUGGAAGGGCAAAUAAGCUAGUAAUAUACAGUAUAAAUACAUAGAUGUAUUCUUUUUUUUUACUUUUUUCAAAUUUGUUUUGUUUACAUUAUGAAAAAUGUAAAAUCUUAUUGAAUGUCAAGUAAGGGUUUUUUGUUUAAAUUUUAUUUUUCUAUGAUUACAUGUGAAGGCUUGCCAGAUAUAUAAAAAAAAAUGUGAUUCAUGUAUUAUUCAUCACUUUUUAUUUGUGAAAAGUGCUCUUUCUUGUAACAGAAAAGUAUGUAUAAUUGCUACAGGUUCCCUUUCAGUCAGACUGAUUACCUUAUGAAAUUUUUAUACAUUUUUUGUAAUUUGUGUACUAUGGUAAAAAUGGAAGAGGCACUAUUUCUAGCAAAUAGAACAUAUUUUCUAGUUAUAGAACUGAUCUUACAGAAAAGAACAGCAUCUUUAUUUGCAAGAGGUUGUAGAAGAUUACACAUAAUAUGUUCAAAGCAUCAGUUGCUUUAAAAGUCUUUUCAUUAGUAUGCAUAUAUGAGGGAAGACCUAUAUUUUCAAAUUCAUACUGAGACACAAUAAUGUGUAAAUGAUAAUCAUAUUAAAUUAAUUAAAUGAACUACAACCACCUCAUAAGGGUGAUCAAAAUUUCAAAUAAAAAAUGAACUUUUAUAGGUGUACAAAUAUUGCAACAUUGUGAUGUAUGUGUCUUUAAAUGGUUAUUGUGGUUGUAUUUCAUUUACUAAAUUCAAGGACUACAUGCAUAGUUAGUCCUUUGGCAAUAUUCCUCUUUUAAUAAACCUCUCUUCUAGUAGUGUAGGUGAUUACUACAUAGAUUGGUCAAAGGAUUGGGUUUUCCAUUGACUGAUUACAUUGUUAAAAUCAGGAAUGAAAUGACUUUUGGAAAGAUUCAUUAUUAUUGUGCAAAGUUUUCCUUGUUUUAAAGAAGAUAGUUUGUUACAAAAUGAUAAGAAAGAAACAAAAAAAUAAAGUCUGCUUGGAUUAUACCUCAGAAGUGAAUAACUUCAGACCGGUAACGGAUAUAUUUUUAGUGUGUAAACUUUGCAUCUUAGAUUUGUACAAAACCACCUAACAAGAGUACUAAUGUUGUCCGUACCUUCAUGUAUUUUGAUUUUUAAUAUGAUUCUUUUGUGCGAUAUUUCUGAAGUUUUUAAACUUUGUACCAGAUCCUUGUGUACAUACACAGGUGCACGCAUGCACAUUCACUCAUGUGUCACUCAUUCACAGUCACACACAUGAACACACACACAUGCACAUACAGAUACACAUACAGGCAUGUACAUAAACAUACACA